AUGCCGCAUAUGCCAACAGCAGCGUACCGAGUCGGCUGCCCACCCGCGGCAAGCCACUCCAGCAGCUCGAGCAAAGCUGCAGCUGGUUCUUCUAUACCGAAGGACAAAACCUCUCCUCCAUCUUCGCAGUCACGACGACUACGAUCAAGCUCGACGCCUCCCAAGACGCCGAGACCAAGAUCAACGCAGCCGCAUGCAGAUCCAGGCGGGGAGUACUACUUCGACCUCAAGUUGGAGGAAAAAGGCGAGCUGGAGGCAGUCAAUGUUUUUGCCAGGUGCUUGACUGGCGUGGAUGAUAUGUCCAAGGAGGUUUUCUAUGAGGUCAUGCGGACAAGUGCGGGCUUCCAGGCUACUCUGCGAAUGCCUGCCUGGAGCCUUAGCAAGACCUACGAGGGAGAGGUGAUGCCGAAUGAGAAGCGAGCAAAGCAGUCGGCGGCCUCUGUCUUCAAGACAGAUCCGGAUGUGCUGGAAAGGUCUCGCAAGUUCCCCAAAGGGGUAAAGCGUUUGACAAAUAUGGCAAUUGUUGACGGAUUUAGACAGAAACGCCGUCUUGCUCAAGAGACGCGUAAUCAACAUGCACACGCUUGA
This is a messenger RNA of Symbiodinium sp. CCMP2592, 588 nucleotides long. The record is from the annotation of a GenBank genome assembly. Lineage: Eukaryota; Dinophyceae; Suessiales; Symbiodiniaceae.